AUGACGAGUCCCGACGAUGAGAAGGAGCUCGAGCGCGCCCUCUCCCAGAAUAAUGUCGAGGAGCAGGACGUGGCGAAGAGAAACGAACCAGUGCAGUAUUUGGAAGUGCCCAAGGAUCUUCGCAGGGUAGGGCGAGGGAGGAGUGAAGACAGCACGCGACUGGAAAAGAUCGAGUCUGCGGUAACCGACGCGACUGAAGCCAGCUCUGCCGCUCUUCCGGCGGUCGAGCCAGAGAAAGCACCAUGGCGCUACAAAAUAAAUCCUCUCCGGCGCAACCCUCCGCCUAUACCGGAGGAGAGGGCCGUCUCGCGAGAAUACAAUGCAGGUUUCUUCAGUCUGUUGACGUUCCAAUGGAUGAAUCCUCUCAUGACUACCGGUUACAAGCGGCCCAUCGAGUUGAACGACAUUUGGCUGGUCAAUCCUGAUAGGAGUGCUGCCACGAUGAUGGGCAAGUUGACUGCCUCUUUCAAGCGUCGAAAUGCGCGAGGAGAACGCAACCCUCUGAUGUGGGCGCUUCUCGAUACCUUCCGCGGUGAAUUCAUGCUGGGCGCUGUUUGUGCUCUGUUUUCGGCCUUGCUUCAGGUCUUUUCACCUUUCACUACCCGCUAUCUGAUUCAGUUCGCCACAGAUGCAUGGGUCGCUGACAAGUCUGGCGGCCAAUCCCCCAAUAUUGGCCAUGGUAUUGGCCUUGUCAUCGGCAUCACCUUUAUGCAGAUAUGCCAAACAAUGUCCACCAACCAUUUCCUGUAUCGCGGAAUGAUGGUUGGAGGAGAAUGCAGGGCUGUCUUGAUCAACGCAAUUUUCGAGAAAUCUCUGGUCAUCUCAGGGAGAGCAAAAGCCGGGGGAAAGGCUCUGAAAGGCGAGGGCGUAUCUGAGCAAGCGAAUGAGACCGCGGAAGAGAAGCCGAACCGGCCGGCACUUGCUCGCGCCCUGUCCAAGCGAAUUCAUCCGAAGGGCGGUGCAAAGACCACGCCCGACAAAGGAGCCGGAAUUGCUGGAGACGGCACUGGCUGGAGCAACGGCAGGAUUGUCAACCUGAUGAGUGUCGAUACCUACCGGAUUGAUCAGGCGUCGGGGAUGUUCCACAUCUUGUGGACUUCACCAAUCCAGCUGGUUGUGGUACUGGUCGUGCUAUGCAUUAACAUUGGAUAUAGCGCGCUGGCAGGCUUUGCUCUGCUCGUCAUCACCCUACCAGUGUUGACCAAGACAAUCAAGUCCCUCAUGAAAAGGCGAAAGAAUAUCAACAAGAUUACCGACCAGCGUGUUACGCUCACCCAAGAAAUUUUGGGCUCCGUUCGAUUCGUCAAAUUCUUUGGCUGGGAAAGCAGCUUCCUUGACCGCUUGAAGGAACUUCGGAAGCGAGAAAUCAGGGCCAUCCAGAUAUUGCUCUCCAUCAGGAACGCGAUCAACGCGGUCGCCAUGUCAAUGCCCGUGUUUGCUUCCAUGCUGGCCUUCAUCACAUACUCGUUGACCGACCACGGUUUGGCUCCUGCGCGGAUCUUUUCCUCCCUAGCCCUUUUCAACUCUCUGCGAAUGCCACUCAACUUACUUCCAUUGGUCCUUGGACAGGUCACCGACGCCAAGACAGCACUCGAACGGAUUCAAGAAUUCCUUCUCUCGGAAGAGCAGAAAGACGAAGUGGUUUGGGACGAUGACAUGGAACCGGCGGUCGAAGUGCAGCAUGCUUCAUUCACAUGGGAGCGGACCGUGACACAGGACAAGGAGAGGACGAACACAUUCCAGACCAGAUUUGAGCUUAUGGCCGCCAAGAAAGCCGAGAAGGCGCGCAAAAAGGCGCAAAAGAAAGCCGACAAGGCCGCGAAAAAGAAUGAGAAAUCCCCCAGUGCAUCCAACGAGGACAUCGCCAGCGAAACCACCGAAGUGGAGCCUUUCAGGUUGCACGACAUUGAUUUUGCCGUGGGAAGGAACGAAUUGAUUGCGGUCAUUGGGACUGUCGGUUCCGGCAAGACCUCUCUUCUGGCUGCCCUCGCGGGAGAUAUGCGCAAGACAGGCGGCAAGAUCAAGUUAGCGGCUUCUCGUGCCUUCUGUCCCCAGUAUGCGUGGAUUCAAAAUGCUACCUUGAAAGACAAUAUCACCUUUGGGAAGCCAUUCAAGACCAAGUGGUACAAAGAAGUCAUCAAUGCCUGUGCUCUGGAACCCGACCUGCAAAUUCUCCCUGCUGGGGAUGAAACCGAGAUCGGCGAACGAGGAAUAACGCUAUCAGGCGGCCAAAAGCAGCGGUUGAACAUUGCACGAGCCAUCUAUUUUGACGCCGACAUUGUUCUGAUGGACGACCCACUCUCAGCUGUGGAUGCCCACGUUGGCCGUCACAUCAUGGACAAGGCAAUAUGCGGACUUAUGAAGGACAAAUGCAGAAUCUUAGCCACGCACCAGUUGCAUGUUCUCAACAGGUGUGACCGGAUCAUCUGGAUGGAAGACGGCCAUAUCCAAGCCAUUGACACUUUUGACAAUCUGAUGAAUACGAGCGUUGAUUUCCAGAAGUUGAUGGCCACAACUGCCCAAGAAGACGAGACCGCUCUCGCCAAAGCCAAGACAACAGAAGAGGAGGAGAAGAAACCCAAGAAGAAGGACAAGAGGGGCAAGCCGGCUGCUCUGAUGCAACAGGAAGAGCGUGCCGUCAAGUCGGUCAGCUGGUCCGUCUGGAGAGCGUACAUCCGGGCAUCAGGGUCGCCGAUUUUCUGGCCGUUGAUCUUCAUUUGCCUCGUGCUCUCGCAGGGCUCCAACAUUGUGACCAGCUUGUGGCUAAGCUGGUGGACCAGCGACAAAUUUGGCUUCUCCCCAGGUAUAUACAUUGCUGCGUACGCCUGCCUGGGUCUUUCUCAGGCAAUCCUCUUGUUUGCCUUUUCGACCCUCCUGUCCACGAGUGGCACCAAUGCAAGCAGAGUCCUGCUGCAGAAAGCGAUGACCCGGACUCUGCGAGCUCCAAUGUCGUUCUUCGACACCACGCCUCUUGGUCGCAUCACCAAUCGAUUCUCGAAGGACGUCGACUCCAUGGACAACAGCUUGACCGACGCUAUGAGGAUGUAUUUCCUUACCCUGGCCAUGAUCACAUCAGUCUUCGCGCUGAUCAUUGCAUACUUCCACUUUUUCGCCGUGGCUCUUGGGCCACUUUUCAUUUUGUUCUUAUUCGCUUCCAGUUAUUACAGAUCAUCGGCGCGAGAGAUCAAACGACACGAGGCGGUGCUGAGGUCCACCGUCUUCGCACGGUUUUCCGAGUCCAUCUCUGGUGUUGCAUCUAUCCGAGCAUAUGGCUUGCAGGCAUAUUUCACGACGCGACUGCGCGACGCCAUUGAUCAGAUGAAUUCUGCAUACUAUCUUACCUUUGCCAACCAGAGGUGGCUAUCGACACGUUUGGACGCCAUUGGAAAUAUGCUUGUUUUUGUCACCGGCAUUUUGGUGGUGACGGAUCGUUUUAAUGUUAAUCCUAGCAUAGCGGGCUUGGUUUUGUCAUAUGUUCUGGCCAUUGUACAGAUGAUCCAAUUUACGGUGCGACAGCUGGCUGAGGUGGAAAAUAACAUGAACGCCACGGAAAGAAUCCAUUAUUAUGGUACUCAGCUGGAGGAAGAGGCACCAUUGAAGGCCAGAGAAGUGCCGGAUAAUUGGCCGCAAACGGGAGCCAUCACAUUCAGUAAGGUGGAGAUGAGAUAUCGGGCAGGACUACCGCUGGUCCUACAAGGUCUGGAUUUCCACAUCACAGGCGGCGAGCGGAUUGGCAUUGUUGGUCGGACUGGAGCUGGCAAGUCAUCCAUCAUGUCGGCCCUUUUCCGGUUGACCGAACUGUCCUCGGGCCAGAUCAAGAUCGACGAUAUUGAUAUCUCAACCGUCGGCUUGUAUGACUUGCGGUCUCGAUUGGCCAUCAUCCCACAGGAUCCCACCUUGUUCCGGGGUACCAUUCGAUCGAACCUCGAUCCUUUCCACGAGCAUUCCGAUUUGGAACUCUGGGCUGCGCUUCGAAAAGCAGAUCUCGUAGGGGAAGAGAUGACCACAGAAAAGGCCGACGUGAAGGCUGAUCGCCCUGAUACCGCUCAGACUGCCGCAACGUCAACAUCGCACGUCAACCAGCCGCCUGGCCCCAGUCGUAUACACCUCGAUAGCCCAGUCGAGGAAGAAGGUCUGAACUUUUCACUCGGACAGAGACAAUUGAUGGCGUUGGCGAGAGCCCUUGUCCGCAAUUCGCAGAUCAUUGUCUGUGAUGAAGCAACCUCAUCCGUCGACUUUGAGACCGAUGAAAAGAUUCAACGCACGAUGCGAACGGGCUUUGCUGGGAAAACAUUGCUAUGCAUCGCCCAUCGACUGAAGACCAUCAUCAACUACGAUCGCAUCUGCGUGAUGGACAAGGGCAGGAUUGCGGAAUUGGACACUCCUAUCAAUCUAUUUGAGGCGGGUGGCAUCUUCCGAGGUAUGUGUGAUAAGAGCCAUAUCGUGAAGGAGGAUUUCUUCAGAGAGUCAUAG
Cladophialophora yegresii CBS 114405 is the source of this 4473-nucleotide messenger RNA. RefSeq names its product ATPase. The record is from RefSeq and is a predicted model, not a curated record. Gene Ontology annotation, biological process: transmembrane transport. The coding region runs from base 1 to 4473 and encodes 1490 amino acids. Gene Ontology annotation, cellular component: membrane. Lineage: Eukaryota; Fungi; Ascomycota; Eurotiomycetes; Chaetothyriales; Herpotrichiellaceae. The transcript has a single exon. Gene Ontology annotation, molecular function: ATP binding; ABC-type transporter activity; ATP hydrolysis activity.